Messenger RNA from Lepisosteus oculatus (spotted gar), 6000 nucleotides. NCBI's taxonomy places the organism in Eukaryota, Metazoa, Chordata, Actinopteri, Semionotiformes, Lepisosteidae. The record is from RefSeq and is a predicted model, not a curated record.
AAACUCCACGCAGAUAGAUACCUGAGGGUGGCACUGAAACAUGGUGGAAUCUGGAGCAUAGGUGGACCUAUUAACUUCUGGGCUCGCUGGACUGGACUGAACGGCACGGCGCGCUACCAACGCGGUGCCUAUGCGGGCUGUCUCUCUUCGACACAGCGACAUGUCUGGAGCACAACUUCACAACAGCACGGGAGGGAGGGACCGGCGGGCUCGGAGCGGCUGAAGUAGCAGAGUAAGACUUUACAGCACAGCGAGCGCUCCUGCCUAGCAUGUGGGUGAACGCGCGCCCGUGUGGAUGGUCCGGAGCGGCCUUUUAAAAAAUUAAAAGGCGAACAAUCUCUGCCUUAAAAAAAAAAGGCAAGAAAACAAGCAGAUCGCAGCUGGAGGCAGAAAGAGAGAGAGAGUGUGUGUAGCAGCCUCUUCAACGGGAUUGACUGCAAACACGGGGCGAGGAGAAGAAGAGAAAAAACAGGACAAGAAGGGAAACGCCGAUGGAGAACCAAUCUCCCGAACCGUAUUACGAGGACGUGAGAAAAUGCGGCUAUCUCCGGAAACAGAAAUCCAUGCACAAGCGCUACUUCGUGCUCCGAGCGGCCUCGGAGCGCGGUCCGGCCCGCUUGGAGUACUACGAGAACGAGAAGAAAUUCCGGGGCAAGACCGCCAACCCCAAAAAAGUCUUGAACCUGGAGACGUGCUUCAAUAUCAACAAGAGAGCCGACGCCAAGAACAAGCACUUGAUCGUGGUGUACACGCGGGAGGAGAGUUUCUCCAUAGCGGCGGAGAGCGAGGCGGACCAGGGCGACUGGUACCAGGCCAUGGUCGAGCUGCAGUGCAAGAGCAAGGUUCUCGGGGAGAGCCCGGAGUACGGCGCGCUGUCUCCCGGCCCGGCCUUCAAGGAGGUGUGGCAGGUGAAAGUGUGGCCUAAGGGCUUGGGCCAGUCCAAGAGCCUGGUGGGCAUCUACCGGCUGUGCCUGACCGACAAGACGGUCAACUUCGUCAAGCUCAACUCGGACGCGGCGGCCGUGGUGCUGCAGCUGAUGAACGUGCGGCGCUGCGGCCACUCGGAGAACUUCUUCUUCGUGGAGGUGGGCCGCUCGGCCGUGACGGGGCCCGGGGAGUUCUGGAUGCAGGUGGAGGACUCGGUGGUGGCCCAGAACAUGCACGAGACCCUGCUGGAGGCCAUGAAGGCCCUGAGCGAGGAGUUCCGGCAGCGGAGCAAGAGCCAGUCGUCGGCGGGCGCGGGCGCGGGGGCCGGGGGCGGCGGCGGCGGCGGCGGGAGGGGGCUCAGCAACGGGACCGGCCCCCCGAGGAGGACGCAGGACCGGGGGCCGGAGGGCAGGCUGCUCUCCUCCUCCUCGUACUCCUCCAGCUCGGCCAGCAGCGAGAGCCUGGGGGAGGGGGACGAGCGCCCCAACGGGAGGGGGGGCGGCAUCCAGGUGGGGGGCGGCGCCCGCGCCAAAGAGGGGCCCCAGCGCCGGGCCGGGCAGCCCAGGAGCCGGCCGGUCAGCCUGUUCGUGGACGUUUCCAAGGCCAACACCCUGCCCCGCGUGCGGGAGGCGCCCCUGCCGCCCGAGCCGAAGAGCCCCGGGGAGUACGUCAGUAUCGAGUACCGGGGGGGAGGGGUGCCUGGGAUACCUCACCCGUCGGGCCCCGCCAGGCCCCUGCAGCGGCCCGGCUCCUGCCUGGGCGGCUUGCACGGGCACGGCUCGCCCGAGCCCCACGCCUCCGAGUACGUCAACAUGGACCUGGGCCCCCUCCUGGCCCCGCUGGGCUUCCCCGGCUACCCCACCCCGGCCGCCGCCCCGCUGGCGUUCGAUGAGCACCGGCCAGACCUGGAGCCCAGCGAGGAGCCCGGCCGGGGCAAGCACGGGGCCUCAGUCCCCGAGGAGUCGCCCACCUUCGGGGAUUACACCGAGAUGGCCUUCAGCUUGGGGCCCCCGUCCCCCCGCUCGGCCUCUCCGGGGGGCGUGGCGAGCGUGGGGCUCGGGUUGGACUUCCCCCUGUCCAAGCCGACCCCCAACCCGGACCAGGGGGCGAAGGUGAUCCGGGCUGACCCCCAGGGCCGCAGGAGGCACUGCUCCGAGACCUUCCUGGCCACCCAGUCCCUGCCCCCUUCCUCCUCCUCCUCCUCUUCCUCCUCCUCCUCCUUCUCCCUCUUCCCCGAUCACGCCCAGGCGGCAGCCCGGAGGCUCGCGUUUGACGGCGUCUGGGGGAAAGGGGGCGCCUGCGACGGCGCCAAUGAGCCCGCCCCUCUGUGCGCCAUUCCCAGAUCGCCCGCUGUCCCCGUCGCCCAGGCGCCCCCCUCCUCAUCCUCUUCCUCCAUGGAGCAAGGCCUCAACUACAUCGACCUGGACCUCGCCAGCAAGGACAGCCCCCAUGCCACCCUGGAGGCCGCCCCCUCCGCCCAGGUGGCCUCCCGCCUCUACUCUUCGGGCCUCGUGGCGGACGGAGGCGGCUCAGCCGCCGUGCUCAACACCUACGCCAGCAUCGACUUCUACAAGUCGGAGGAGCUGCGGGCGCAUCAGAGCAGCAGCAAGGAAGGCACAGAAUGUUGACAGCCCAACUGAAUUCUGGGAAACUGGAGGACCGAAUUUGCUGCCUCUGCUUUAGAUCUGCCUCCUCUACCCUACAUCCAAAAGUGAUACAUGAGGGGUGGGGCUAAUGCCUUAAGAGGAACACCAUUGGAUGUCAUGCAGAGAUCUUGGACACGCCCCCCCAAAGGAGCAAUUUGUGGAUUUCUUUUGCUUUCUUUUUAUUGGUGGGUACUGAAUUAACGCAACCAAUGGGAAUGCAUUGGCUGCUGAAGACUUGGCAAAUCAGACUCUUUGACAGGAGAACACGGAGCCAAUCGGUAAGGAGCAAAGAUCAUCAGCUUGCCAAGCAGGAGCGAACGACAAUUGUCUUUUUUCUGCUUUGCCAGGAAAUAUAAGAAAAACAAAAAUAAUUGUAAUCUACCGGGGAUGAAACAAAAUAUAUAUACAGAAAAAAAUAUAUGAAUCUAAGGAAAAAAGUGCCUCUUGUUUUAUGAUUGUAGCCAUUUUUAAGAAACACAAUUUUUUGUUAAUACAGGACUGGUCUUACAAAACAAUUUUUUUUCUCCAUAGUAUCAACCAAGAAAAACAAUCAUAGAAAUGGCCUUCUUGUGUUUCUGAAAGUUGUUAGAACGUAGCCUUUUUCAAAUCUGUUGCAGUGCCUCAAGCCACAUGUAUGCUACUAGGAGAUCUUUUUCUCCCACAAGCUGAACUUCUGAAUCUUGUGUCUGGGCUGUGUCUUGGCUCCAGCUCUACAUUCCUGCACCCCUUCUCCCUGCACCCCAAUCCCCAAACCCCCCUUGUGGCAGGAGCGCUGCGGUACCUCUGCACAAGGCCCUGACCUGGUGCUGGGCUGCUCUGAGACGGGCAAUGCGGGCAAAUUCUGAGCAGUGUUCCUCUGCCACCUGCUAAACCGGCGUCCCAUGGCAGUCUGUGGCUGUGCUGUCUCCCUGUGUGCACAGAUCGCUCUCGUGCCCUAGCCUUACAGGAACUUCAGGGUCUCACAAGGGUUAGGGAGGAGUCUGAGGCCCUGCCACUAUUUCUCCAGUUCUCUCCCCUAACUCCACCCCCAGCACCGGCAGAACCCCACUAACCUCAUCCAGACCCCCAGGCGUCGUUCACUAAUGCCCCUUCGCCUCCCUCACUGGGCUCUGAGCCUGUGGAACCCGCUGGCGAGCACAGCACCUGUUGGUCAGGCCGGCAGUUUCACUUUUCACUUUCAGAGGCGGAUCUGAGCCGUGGGCGUGUGGCUGCUAAUUAAGAGGGGGUCACCUGGGUUUCUGGGGUCCCUUCCUCCAGUUCUCUGACUGUCCUUACCCUUCCUGAGUGCCUCCGUCAGGCUCCGCGCCCCGCGAUCCGCUGUGACUUGAUUUCUUCGCUCCCUGGGAGGAGUCACAGUGUUGGCGUUGGUGGCUGGGAGACGUUCGCCCAGUGCGUUGCCCCUGUCAGCUGGAUGGGUUGACCCCCCCCCCUCCCGCCGUCGGGUCUCAGAUCGGGGCUUAUCGCCAGCAGCAGCAUAGAAGAGCAGGUUUGGGUUGCUGCUCUGGCAGACGGACAGCAGCUGUCCAGUCCUGGUCCUGGACCUAGAAGAGUCUGCACCUGGUUGCGCAAGUUGGGCAACCUUGCUCCACUGAUCCAUUUAAGUCUGUAACAAGCUGACUGUGGUCGUUAAGUGGUGUGCUGGCGUGGAAACCAGCAGGAGUGCCAGGGCCUCUUCAGGAGCAGGAUCGACUGCUCCUGGCUGAGGUUCUGCUGGAGUUCAGGAGUCUCGCGCAGAGCAGCUGAACUCGCUGCAGCCAGGGGUCCUAGCAAAGAGAAAAGCGUAGCAAACCGCAAGUGUAUUUAUGCGACCCAUCCGUGGCCUGUUACAGCUUACCCUGGCACCACGACGCCCCGCCAGCUUUCAUGCCCUUUCUAUUGAAACGCUUAGCCGAAGUACGGCCUUGCUCUCAGCUGUGCUAAAUGUCUCACCUGUCAGGGAAGGAUUAUCCCUUUGUGUGAGAGUGUGCCAAGCUGAUUUCUCGCGCCAGCUUUCUGUCGUCAGCUGACCUGGUCCUUUCUUCCCCCCCCUGUGGACGUACAAUGACAUGCAGCUCCAGGUCGGUGUUUGCAAGACCGGAGAAGGUGCCUGGUACGGCGGGAACCGAGAGACAGAUGACUGCGAGGGUGAUGGAUGAUGUUUUUGUGACUGACGUUACCCAUGACGAGCAGGCAGGCGGAGAAUUCCCAGCGGGCCACAAGACAUGUUGCGCACGCUCCUGUACCUUUGUGCCAGACAAAGCAUUAGAGGGCAGACUGUCUCACCCCAGCUCCUCACCUCCGUGGACUGGCGACUCUGUGUAACGCCAAGUCACUGGGAAUUGUGCCCAAAAGCCAUCUCAUAGAGUUUUGAAGAGGGGGGCACCUCUCCCUGCUUUUAUUUAGAGGAUCUGAAGGGGUACCCCGACUAUCUCGGCGCCUGUCUUCCCAUCUGCUCCUCGGGCAGCGGUAUAGCAGUCCCGGAAUGAGUUUUCCUGGUUGUCAAAGGCCUGCAGGCGACUGAUCCCUGGGAGGCUCGCGGUGCUGAAGGCGGGCAAGCUCUCGAGCAGUCGUGAGGAGUGUUACUGCGAACGCCUUAUCCUUCCAGAUGAAAGCAGAGCCCGAAAACUAGCGCCUCUCUCAGCCUCCUGAGACAGCGGUGCACGUGUUCUCAGGAUGUGGAACAGGGAGCGCAGGGAACUCUGGGAAAACGGGCUGUGCAUCAGCAAUCACACUUCGAAGUGCCUGUCUGAGCGCAAGAUGCUGAGUUAGAGCUGUCUGUCUGGGCUCCCGGUGGCCGGGACGUGUUCAGGCGGCUGUCAGGAAGAAGGGACUGAUAAAGGGAAAGACCCUACAAAAAAAAUCUUUUUGGUCUGUGUUUUUUUUUUCCACCUGUUUUAAAAUUUUCUUCUGGCAUGUUUGCGGGGGUCUUUUGUCUUUACCUGAUGUUGAGCAGACGUUUUGUCAUUUUGUGCGUUUGUGAAUGAGAACAACUCCCGAUAAUGGAAAAACAGAAGUCAAAACGCGCACACUUGUGUGACCUCCUCCCCCGCCCCCGGCCUCCCUUUGCGUUCGGAGGCUUUGCUUGCAGAACCUCUCCCCCUCCUCCCCUGGCUCCGCUUCAGUCCUGAGAGUGCCGGGUCUGCGCCUGGGUUUCUGACUCGACGGCAAGCGUCUGGGUCCGUUCGGACCACGGGCCAGGCAGGAGGGCCUUGUGGGCCAUCCUGACGGCUGUUCGGGUUAACGGCACGCCGGCCUGGCUGUGCUACCCUGCUCUCUAUCCUGAUGUUGUUUACGUCCCUCUUGGUGGCUUCUGCGCCGAUCUGCGUCAGUCCGACAUCUUUGUGACCAUUCUUAGAAAACCUCAAAAAUCGCUUGUCGCUGAAUAAGCUAACCUAACGCCCCCCCCCCCCCAAAAAAAAAACUAAACCGUUUUAUUUAGCAGCUGACA